This is a messenger RNA of Dipodomys spectabilis (banner-tailed kangaroo rat), 741 nucleotides long. RefSeq names its product serine rich and transmembrane domain containing 2 (gene Sertm2). Bases 88 to 360 code for a protein of 90 amino acids. The record is from RefSeq and is a predicted model, not a curated record. The transcript has a single exon. Gene Ontology annotation, cellular component: intracellular membrane-bounded organelle. NCBI's taxonomy places the organism in Eukaryota, Metazoa, Chordata, Mammalia, Rodentia, Heteromyidae.
AGUGUAUUUAAGACAGAUUAAGUGACUGUGGAAUGACUCGAGGGCAAUAGAAACCAAUCAGAAGUAGGUAUCAAUUAAUCUUGAGGGAUGACGGAGGUGCAUGUUAAGUACCAUGGAAAUCUCACUGGUCGGGCCCAUUUUCCCACUCUGGCAACAGAGGUUGAUACCACUGCAGACAAGUAUUCUAACCUAUAUAUGUAUGUGGGCUUAUUCCUGAGUCUUCUGGCUAUUCUCCUUAUCUUACUCUUCACAAUGCUCCUUCGGCUCAAACAUGUCAUCUCGCCCAUCACCACCGAGAGCACAGAAAGUGUUCCUCAAUUCACAGAUGUAGAGAUGCAGAGUCGAAUUCCCACUCCUUAAAGCCACAAUGUAGGCAAGCUUUAAUAGAUCUCAGUGAACACUUAACCUGUUGGUGCCCAAGAAACUUUGCUUUCUUAUAUGAAGCUUCCAAAGGAAUAACAAGCUGUUCAUGUUUUCUUUGUGUUAUUCUUCAUUUUCAUUAUGCUUGUGGGACAUGUAAGAGCUUUAAGACUUAUUUUUUGAAGGGAAUAUGGGAAAUGGCAGCUUGUUGGGAGGACAGGUUUCCAUAGUAACCACAGAGCUCCUAGGCCAUCAACAAAGCUCAGACCACAGAAAUUCAUAUUCAGCUGUUGUGGAAAAUACAAGAUCCCUGGAAGCCUCAAGAACAAACAAAGAGAAUUUGACAUUGAAAGUUAUGAGUGUUCCAAGAGGGGAUUCCAA